GGGAAUGGAGUUCCCUGUGAAAGGUUGCUUCGGCCAUUGAUGCCGAACAAAUCGAGGGCCUUCCCUAUUACACCUUUCUCAAUCUUCUUCUCUUCUUUCGUCAUCUGGCUUGAUUCUGAUCAAUGCUCAGCUUUCUCUUUGUGAUUUCAUCGUUCUGUUCGCGUUCAUUGUAGAUGGCAUUCUUAUGAUGUGUCCUGAUCUUUUUCCGAUGCUCUCUCUUCGUCACUGUAUUUUGGUUUCAAUCUUAUCCAUGCAUCGGGAAAAAGAAGUUUCUCCCACUUCUUGGGAGUCUUGUUCUUGUUGUUUCUUAAAGGCUUGUGAUGAUAAACAUUUUCUUGACUAAUUACCUUUUCUUAGUGGUAACUUAAAGUACGUAUGCAUGAAUCAUUAAUUUCUACAAGCCGGUCGACCGAGCGAGGUGAUCGUGAAGCUUCUGUUGGCUGUUUUAAUCGGCAUUGUAAAGUGAUUUGUUGUGUUUUCUUUUUCUCUAAGCAAGGAGUAGCAACGCCGAUCUUCCGACGGCACCGGUGUAGGGAAUUCAGUCGCAUCUAGAUAUAGCUCUGAUAUAGUUUUGGAUUUGUGUAUAGUUCAAAUACAAAUUAUCGAUGCCUUAUUAUAGCUUUUCUUUCUUGAGAUCUUGAGUUAUUUCUCGACUUUGGUAGGAAUAAAACACUUAUAGAAUUGUAUAGUUUAAAAAAUUAAAACCCACGGAAAUCAAACUGUCCAAAUAUUUAUAAAAUCCAAUAAUAUGAAUGUAUAUGCUAAGCCCUUGAAAAUAAUAAAAAAGGUUCAGAGCUUAUCAUUUCGGAUGCGGCCUACAAACAAUCACCUCCCGACAGUAUCAUUUAGAAGGCGAUCUUUUUUUGUAAAAGCGUUUGUCAUUUUAUGUGGCGUUUAUGUGUGGCAGCUAUGGAUAUAUGAAAACAUUGUGUCCGAACCACAGAAAUCUUUGUGCAUUUUUUUCUUUUUUCUUUUUAUUUUCUUGAUGCUUCAUGAGAGUAUAAGAGUGGGGUUCGCUUGGAAUUACAACGAAAGAAGAAAGAUUUGGAGAUCUUUGAAGGAAAACAUCAAUCUCGGUUUUUCAAAAAGAAAAUAAAUAAAAAAUAAUAAUUUACAAAAUGUGCGUUAUAAAGACAUGCAUCCUCCGCAGUAGGAGACAGAGAAAGAGAGAGAUAAGAAAGCGUCCAACACGCAGAGGAAUGCAAUAUGGGACGCAAACGAUCAAGGAAAAACCACUCGGAGGAGAAAUUUCAAGAGGACAGGACGGCCUGGUCUGCUGACGAUCAAAACAUGUCAGGUCCAGAAUCCAAUCAAGCAGACGUCUUAGAUGAACCGACUCGAGAAAUGGUUGAGCUUCAAAGUUUGGCAGCUGAUAUUUCAAGGGGACUCAACCAAGCGCUUUUUAUAUGUUUCACACUCGCCCGCCAUUCCUCUCAGGAGUAUGGUCCUGGUCGCCGCCGCAAUUCUCUGCGAGUACCUGAAAAUGCACUUCCCUUGCUGCUUCAAGUUUGGCAGAGGGCAGGUUUGUUGCUUAAUCGGAUUCGGCUCAUACUGCCACACUCUUAUCUGGCAGAUACACAGCCUCCUGGUCAGAGACACAGCUCGGACCCCAACACUGUUCCUGCUCAACAAGAUGGGCAGCCAUCAUCAUCACGGACUCAACACUCUGCAGCUUCCAUGGUUCAGCUGCCUCAGGUGCCCUCUGUCCGUAUAGAUCUGAACAGUCCGUAUCAGCACGAACAGCCAGCACAACCCCCACAAAUCAGAACUCGUUGGCUUCUUCCUCUACAUUUUGAUGAUUUCCCAUCUGAAUCUGAUGCAUUAGAACAGCGUCCGAAUCAAGCAGAAGCUCAACAAACGCUAUCCUUAUCAACUGCAUGUACACGUCAAACAAGGAAGAGCGAAAAACAGUCCAGCCAAUCUGCCUCCAUCAAAAAGUGAACACAGACAUAAUGUACACUAUUCUACUGAUGAUAGUAUGUAACUGUACUUGCAUUAGUUUUUUCUAACUGUUGUUGCAAUUUAGAAUUACAGAAGCUCUAAUUCAUGAAGAUAUCCAUUUGAAAAGUCUAAGGUCGUUCAUGGGUUCAUUACCUGAAUUGC
Nymphaea colorata (pocket water lily) is the source of this 2103-nucleotide messenger RNA. RefSeq lists its product as uncharacterized. The transcript has 4 exons. The record is from RefSeq and is a predicted model, not a curated record. Bases 1207 to 1941 code for a protein of 244 amino acids. Lineage: Eukaryota; Viridiplantae; Streptophyta; Magnoliopsida; Nymphaeales; Nymphaeaceae.